ACCACUAUCCGGUUAUCGCUCUUUGUUUGAGAUGGCGGCGGAAUAUGAUAAUGGCGCGGUUUACCAAGAUGCGAGGACGAUGCAAUAUAUUCGCGUACAGAUCCCGUAUAUGGCGCAUCGGGACUGGGUGCAUAAUGGCGGGGAAUUGGGACCGUUUUUGUCAGCUGCUCGUCGCCACAGACAGGAAUAAUGAGAGGCGCCUUUGACGGGUUGUAGAACGCCAUCGAUGAUGAUAAAUGGAAUUCUUGCGACUCUCUAUCCCGCUGCAUUGUCAUCUUUGCUACGUUUUCCCGCCGAUCACGCAUCAUCUUCAUGGCACCGUCAUUCAUGGCACAAAUCGCAGACGAAAGGCUUACGGACGGACGGAGAGGCGCUGGUUUGCUCGAAUGAGUGCGAACGUAUGAGGAGGAAGUGCGCAAGGCUGAGAGCAAGCGAUGGUAGCGGUUUGAAGGACAGUUGUGAAGGUCUGGGGAAGAAUAGGACUGCUUUAUAUACGGGUUUCUUACUUAUUUUGCCGCCACUUUUACCUUUUAUGAGGCUCUUGCUCGAAAUUUCGACAUUUUUUCCCCGAGCUAUGACCUCCUGUGGUUCAAACUACCGACCUAUUCAACAUCCAGUUCUUAAACCAUAUCAUGUGAAACCGUCGCUAUCGCACAAAGCUGACAGUGUCUGUUCCAGGACGCCCGUCCUCAUCAUCUCGUCCCCUUGGACCAAAUGGCUGUACAGGUUGUGGCUGUAUACGUCUGGGACUAGGAUGUGGGAGUCAAUUGAUGGUGAUCGCCCGGUUCACCUACGUCUCCUCAAAAGACAACAAAUUUCUUCGCGUAAUAUCUCUCGACAUCGUAGACGCCAAUCUCCGCAAUGCAAUUGCAAUCGACAGAAUCCUCGAUCCCACUGUGGUAUCCUAUUGCCUUCAUUGAAGCCUCGCCGUUCCAGCAGGUUCGCCUGAAGAGCACUAUCGGAGAAAGCCACCAGACCCUAUCCAGGCCGCAGGAAUAGAUUAUCGAAAUGUGUGCUGCGUUCAAGGGAAUGUUGGAUGAGGAAAGAUGCGUCAAACGGAGGAAACCAGGGACAUCAUCCACCACUUGUGGCGUAUUUAGACGCCAAGGGGAUGGGAAAGAUUUCAUCCAAAAGGGAUUGAAUAUCUUCGCAGGCUUGUAGGAACAUUGCCUUAUCGACGUCUUCAUUGUGGUCUUUAGCCUGAAAUUAGACCUGUAUCACGGGCGAGAUAGCUUGUCUCUAUCUCUGGCUAUGUUGAGGGCACGGGGGAGGGCUUGGACUCAUGCACGCGGUGGUGUGAAGGACGGCAGUUGCGUCAUCCUG
Desarmillaria tabescens is the source of this 1323-nucleotide messenger RNA. RefSeq lists its product as uncharacterized. The transcript is spliced from 3 exons. The record is from RefSeq and is a predicted model, not a curated record. The coding region runs from base 227 to 949 and encodes 240 amino acids. NCBI's taxonomy places the organism in Eukaryota, Fungi, Basidiomycota, Agaricomycetes, Agaricales, Physalacriaceae.